Molecule: messenger RNA, 864 nt
Organism: Rosa chinensis
Lineage: Eukaryota; Viridiplantae; Streptophyta; Magnoliopsida; Rosales; Rosaceae
Product: ubiquitin-conjugating enzyme 15
Exons: 6
Coding region: 190-675 (161 amino acids)
Source: RefSeq, a predicted model, not a curated record
CACUCUAGAAAAAACAAGAAAAGAGAUCAGUUGUCGCGUAAAACCACGACUUAUUCUCAAAUCCCCUUUUUUUUUCACAUCACAUUUCUAUUAUUGUUUCUCAAGAUUUCUCAAAGAACCGCGACUAGAAACCUCCAAAACGCCGCCGUUCCGCCGCUCUGUUUCGCACUCUCGCUUCCUCCGGAAGCCAUGACCAGCUCCUCUGCCGCUUCACGCAAGGCUUUAAGCAAGAUCGCCUGCAAUCGGCUCCAGAAGGAGCUCGUGGAGUGGCAGUUGAAUCCUCCGGCCGGAUUCAAGCACAAAGUCACUGAUAAUCUUCAAAGAUGGGUGAUUGAAGUGACCGGAGCGCCGGGGACUCUGUAUGCCAAUGAAAUGUAUCAGCUCCAAGUUGAUUUUCCGGAGCAUUAUCCCAUGGAAGCUCCACAGGUGAUUUUUCUCCCUCCAGCUCCUCAGCAUCCCCACAUUUAUAGCAAUGGCCAUAUCUGUUUAGAUAUAUUAUAUGACUCAUGGUCUCCAGCCAUGACUGUCAGUUCUAUCUGUAUCAGCAUUCUCUCCAUGUUGUCAAGUUCCCCUGCAAAGCAACGCCCAGCGGAUAAUGAUCGAUAUGUGAAGAACUGUAGGAAUGGCAGAUCUCCCAAGGAGACGAGGUGGUGGUUCCAUGAUGACAAGGUGUAAUGACAUAACAAAUAAUCAUUAACUUAUGUAUGAAGAAAUGGGGCUUUGAUUCUGAAUACUAUUUAAUCAAUGCCAUUCAAAAGGGGAGCUGGCAGGGGCCAUGUCUCUCCCACCCUUCUAUACAUCUUAGCUACCAUUGCAUACAAUACUUAACUUUGGUGAGAUGUUUAGUCAAUCAGAUUGCAUACA